Molecule: messenger RNA, 279 nt
Organism: Fusarium odoratissimum NRRL 54006
Lineage: Eukaryota; Fungi; Ascomycota; Sordariomycetes; Hypocreales; Nectriaceae
Exons: 1
Coding region: 1-279 (92 amino acids)
Source: RefSeq, a predicted model, not a curated record
AUGACUAACUCUUGCCUCUCUACCGACAUUGGACUUCUGAACUUAGAACUACCGAAUCAAUCGCCUGCCGUUGCCGCCCAGUCGACUGAGGAGGCUGUUUCACAACACGCUAGCCACCCCGGUUACGGUAUAAGCACCGACGGGGUAUGGGUCGUGAAGGAUGGAAUGGAUAUGCUUUGGCUACCUCCGGAGUAUCGCCCGGAGAGAUCGGCUGUGGUUGGAUCAACGGUCGCUAUCGGCUGUCCUUCAGGUCGUGUGCUGGUAAUGAAGUUCUCUUAG